UUUUUAUCCUGUGCUAUAUUACAUCUAACAGCUAACAGUUGUUUUAAUUUGUACAUAUAAACAAGUUAAUACCGAAUUAUGAAUAUUGAAGAACAGUAAAAAAAGAAUUAAAAAUUCAAUUACGAUGCAUGUUCCUCUGGUGGUGAAAUAAAAGAAGACUUAUAUUUCAAAGGACCAUAUAUGAUUUGUGUCAACUAAUAUCUGCUCUGGAAAAUAAUAAAAAUGGCAGAUAAAUCGAUUCACGAAAUGGCUUAUCGUGGUCAAGUUGCAAAUGUUAAACGUCUUUUAAGUGAAAAUGAAAAAUUAAAGACGGAGAAAGACAGUAGUGGAAGACUUUUAAUACAUUGGGCUGCACUUGGAGGUCACGACGAGUUAGUUAGAUAUUUAUUAUCUCUUGAUGUACCUGUUGAUCCUACUGAUGAUACCGACAUGACACCUUUAAUCCUGGCCGCAUCAGCAGGUCGCGAAAAAGUAGUUACCACUCUAUUAACAGAGGGUGCAAAUGUUAAUGCCACAACACAAACUGGUCAUUCAGCCCUCCAAUACGCAGCAUCAAAGAAUUGGAAGUCUAUCUGUGCAGCAUUGUUAGAAAAAGAUGCAGAUAUUAACAUUACAGAUAAUCGUGGUGCAACGCCAUUGCAUAGGGCCGCGUCAAAGGGCAAUAUUGCUAUCGUGAAACUCCUUCUGGAAUAUGGUAAAAAUUUAAAAAUAAAUAGCAAAGAUGCUGACGGUAAUACACCGUUGCAUUUGGCAUGCGAAGAACACCGCGUGGACGAGGCGAAAUUGUUAGUUCAAAAUGGCGCUAACAUGUACGUGGAAAAUAAAGAGAAAAAGACUCCGUUGGAUAUUGCAUCGCCUGGUCUGCAACGUCAGCUGAAAGAAAUCAAGGAGAACAAACCUUGAACAAAUUUAAAUACAGUUUACAUUUGAUCAGCGGUAUUCGAUAUUCGCUGCAUUUCCAACGUUAAUGAAGAUGAGCGUCUUGAUUUUUUACGUUGUACAACACAUUUAGAUUCAGUGAAUCGAAUAGAUCUUUAUUUUAUCAAUGUAUUU
This is a messenger RNA of Nomia melanderi (Alkali bee), 1053 nucleotides long. RefSeq lists its product as uncharacterized. Lineage: Eukaryota; Metazoa; Arthropoda; Insecta; Hymenoptera; Halictidae. The record is from RefSeq and is a predicted model, not a curated record. Gene Ontology annotation, molecular function: protein binding.